Molecule: messenger RNA, 4455 nt
Organism: Trichoderma gamsii
Lineage: Eukaryota; Fungi; Ascomycota; Sordariomycetes; Hypocreales; Hypocreaceae
Exons: 4
Coding region: 1-4455 (1484 amino acids)
Molecular function (GO): protein binding
Source: RefSeq, a predicted model, not a curated record
AUGUCACAGAGUAGGGAUGUGAUAGCAGCCAAGAAAGAUAUGUCUGGAAACAGCCUGGAUGACGACCCAGAUGUGCUUUCGCCGGGAACAGCCAAUAUAAAGAAAGACGCAGAAAUCUCGCCAGACAAAUUUGCAGCAAUUGAUAUGCCAAUGAGCGACGAAUCUUGGGCUUCUCAAAAGUCUAUUCCUCCUUCAGGGCGUGCAUCCUCAACCUCUGAUACUGCCCAGAUGAUACGAAGCUCAGCACCACGAAUCGCAUCAUCAAUCGAUAUUCAUUCCAACUCCGACAAUGAUGCUCUGGAACUCUGGGAUUCUGCAUAUGACAUCCUAAAAAAUAGUGAUCGUACUCUUUUAGAAGCAUACGAAAGGAUGUUAGCACCCUAUCUAUCGCUAGAAAAUCUCAAGGGCCAGGUAGAGCGCCGCUCUUCCGUAACCACGCUCCAUGAAGAGGAUCUUGUCCAUCGAUAUCCCUUGGAAAGGAAAAUACAGAUGGAUCGAAUCAUUGAUACCUGGAAGGCGGACGACGGCUGCGCCGUUUUGGCCGAUUCCGAUGUGAGAGUCCAUCUAGGGCUCUAUAUGGAAGGGCCAGCUCGUUCCCUCCGUAACAUUAUGCGACCGAUUCUCGAGAGAUACCGAUACGCGUCAUUGGUUUGGGUACCACUGUGUCUGGCAUUGGAGGCAAGCAUGUGUUCAAGUACAAUACCUGAAGGUAUUCGAUCGGAUAUCGUCGUUAUAGCCUCAAAAAUGGAGUGGUAUAUCGGACUUUCUAGGUUCUUAUUCAGUCCAAGCGACAGCGAUUCCGAUGACCCAGCCCCUCUUGUCAUUGAAUCGCUUAAAGAUUUAUUGAUAAGGCUGUACAAAGCCGUUUUAUUUCAUACGGUUCAGCUAUCGGUGGCUCUUAUACAUCAAAAUGGCCACUCGCCGCAUCAGGCCUCAGCUAAAAGAGUUUUCGAAGAAGAAGAAACUCUUGUGAAAGAACUCAGAGGCCAUAAAAUCCAUACGGAGCUUACUGAAAUAUGUAGUGACGGAUCGAUCCGUGACAUUCGCCGCGUAAUGUACGAAGAGAAAGCCCUUCCAGAAGAUAUUCAAAUUAAGUUGGGGCUGCGGUUAUUUGACUUACCUUUGGAAUUGGAUGGCCAUGAUACCUCCCUGAAUCAGCUCUUGUGCGAUUGGGCGUGGGAUACCAGGGAGUAUCAAAGCCUAUUUGAUGGGCGGCUUGAUGACUCAAGGCAUUGCCGUGUGCUCUGGGUGUCAGGCCCGCCGGGCCUUGGCAAGACAGUGCUUUUAAAGGCAACUAAGGAGAGACUUUUGCAACUCAUGGACACACGACGCGAUAAUGAGAAUUUCAAUGUCAUAUACUUCUUCUGUGAUAGCAGAAGUCAACAGCAGCAUGAUAUUGUAUACCUCAUCAAGCAUCUGAUAUUGCAAAUCCUCCAGCUGCAACCGCAUCUUAAAGGACAUUUGGAGGAAAAACUGACUUCAACGAACCGUAAAGCAUUUGACGAUGAAAACAACUUUUACGCUAUAUCAAUGAUACUAUACAGUAUGCUUGAUGAUUCUGAGUUUAAAUUAACUUAUGUUGUUCUUGAUGCUAUCGAGGAGAUCUGCGCCGACAUGACUCGUCCUAGCGAGACAUUGCAAGACCUGCUAAAACUGAUUAUCAAAACUUCAGAACUAUCACCGCGCCUAAGAUGGGUGGUCUCUAUUGAUCCUGCCAAGGUUGAUAUUACUCUCACGCCAUCAAACGAAUUUACGCAACUCCAACUAGAAAUCGACGAUCCUAGAUACCGCCAUGAUUUGCAGAAGGUAGUCGACAAGUGCAUCUCCUUGAACGUCGCUGAAGUGGCCGAGGCAUUGUCUUUCUCAACCAUAUUUCGGGAACAGAUUACAGCUCUGAUGUUGAAAAUGGCGCCUCGCAAUUUCUUGUGGAUUGAUAUUGCCUGCAGUCUUAUAAAGUCCGACGGCAUACCAUGGCAUGCUCAAAGCAUCAUCGAAAAUUUGCCAAAGGACAUUCCUUUGCUCUAUCAGGAGAUAGACAAUGGGCUUAAGAAGCUUACUGAUUCCGAUCGAAAUUGGUGCUACGACGUCCUAUCUACUACAGCUAUUGCAUUUCGAUCACUUCACAUUUCAGAGCUCAGAAGUCUUAUUAAUUUACCUCCACAUAUUGACCUGGUGACGUUGGUGAAUAAGUUUUGUCCUCAGUUCGUUAGGAUAUCCAAGGGUUACCUUAGCUUCGCACACACAUCAGCCCGCGACUAUAUACAAAAGUGUCUCAUAGCCAGCAACAAAAUGUCAUCGAAACAUUUACUCAUGACCGAGCGUUGCUUAGCGAAAUCCAGCGUCAUAAAGAAAGAAAGUGUGAAUACAUAUGCCAUCAUCAGCUGGAUGUUUCAUCUGUGUGGCAUCAAUGAUGCGACUGACAUGGAUAUCGGAAUCAAGUUGGCGAAUGAGUUUCUCGACGACUCUCUCAUGGAAUGGGUAGAAAUGGUAGCAUCGCUAGGCCUUCUAUCGAGAGUGAUCGUAUUGCUUCAGAGGUUGCAUGAAACUCUCUUUAACGCAAAUAUUGAUUGUUCAAAAUUGAAUGAUUUUGAGCGUUUUCUCAGCAAAACACGAGACAUAAUAUAUUUCCUUGAAUUUCACCAUUCCCUUAACGCCCCUUCAGCGCUCAGCCUUAAAUGCAGCCUUCCAUUUCUGCCUAGCGUAUCAGAAGUGAGACGAAAUUUACUUCCAAAAGCUUUCCCUUGGUUAGAAAUUGCGCCGAGAAUCAAAUCAAAUUCCGAGAUGGCUAUUUACAGUCUUAAGGGCCAUGAAGAUUGGGUACGCUGCUGUGCUUACUCACCAAAUGGUCAACUUAUCGCCUCGGGUGGGGAUGACGGAACGGUGCGUAUAUGGGAUGCUGAGACAGCUAGCUUACAAAACAUAUUCUAUGUGGAUAGCUACGUCUAUCGCAUCCUGUUUACUGACCAAUUCUUGUUCGCCCUCUCCCGCUCUACCAUUCAGAUUUGGGAUGUGUUCACCGGUAAACAUGUGCGGUCUGUAUCGGCCUCGCAUUAUGGCCCUUUGCGAGAUAUUAGCUUCUCUCCAGUCGAACAGACGCUCGUCGCUACAACCAGAGAUCAUGUCCUUAUCUGGGAACUUCCUGUCGAUUUGAGGCUAGGUGUAUGGAUUGAGAAAACUCUAGACCAAGAUACUACCGAUCGGAUGGGCGUGGCCAUGAGUGUGACAUUCAGCCAAGAUGGCUCCUUUUUGGCAUAUUCUUUAUCAUCAAAAAUCAUCAUUUGGGAUCCAAAAAGCGACAAACGACAUCUCUGCCUUGAAGAACAUGAUGAUACAAUCUGUGCGCUCGAAUUCUGGCCAGACUCGAAGCUCCUAGCUUCAGGCUCAGAUGAUGGAACGCUGCGUAUAUGGUCAACAAGUAUCGGGGAGACUCGGUCACUAUGUACUCUCCGCGAAGGUAUGGUGGAUGUUACCUGUCUUUCAGUCUCAUCUGACGGCUUGCGUCUCGCCUCAGGUUCAUCUGACUCAAGCAUCAGUAUCUGGAAAGUGAUUCGCGAAAAUUCCGGACAUGGGCUCUCGUGCAUUUUUGAGCGAAAACUGUCUGGACAUGAUAGGAUGAUCUUUUCGGUGGCUUUUGCUCCACAAAGGCAUAAAUUAGUAUCUUCGUCUAAGGAUCAAACUGUGAGGAUCUGGGAUACUGAUACUACUGAACAAUGGCGUAUGGGGCCUCAUAACCAAGUUGACCAGGCUGACCACCGACAAGCCGUUAAUCAUACAAUUGAAGAGCACACAGAGUCAAUCAACUUCAUCAUAUUUUCUCCGAGGAGAAAUCCUCCUGACAAAGAAAUAUUUGCUUCAGCUUCUGAUAAUCAAAUAUGUUUGUGGAGUGCUGACACAGGAGAACUCAUCACAUCGCUCGGGAAACAUGACGAUGAGAUCCUCUCCCUUGCAUUUUCUCAGAAUGGUGAUACUCUAGUCUCAAGCUCUGAAGAUCGUACAGUCUGCGUUUGGGACGUAGAUAGCUACAAAAUGAGAUGCUGUCUGAAGGGCCAUCAUGAUUGGGUGAGGUGUGCGGAGAUAUCCCCUGAUGGGCACUUUGUGGCAUCAGGAUCAGACGACUGGUCAGUAAGAGUUUGGGAUAUCACGCAGGGCGCCCAUGAAGAACUUGCUAUUGGCACCGAUGCCGAAUCUAGAAUAAACUCUGAUGACGAUUCUGACACUGAGAGCGAGGGGAACGAACAGUUGCCAGCUGUCUCCAAACUCGCUCAGCCCCGUCCUCCCUGCCAGUACAAGCUUUUGCCUUUCACGAUAUUCGACCGCGAAAUCUGGAUGUGGCACCCAAACAACCCUCAUUCCAGCCCGCCUCCCAGCUUCUACACCAAUGACGCUAUCCUCAAAUACGAAACAUUCUCUUGGCAAGAUCGUCUUCUUAUCAGAGCUAGCCAUUGUCGAGUUUAG